ACGAAAUUGAAAGAAACGGCGAGAAACAGAAGAGAGAAUAGAGCUUGUAGACUGAGAAGGAAAGAAACACAACUGAUCUCGGAUUUUCUUUUAUUUUCGGUUUCAUCCCGUUAGGAAGAUUUGAAACCCUAGUUUUCUGCGAGGAAUAGCCGUAUCUGUCGAGAUUUCUCGAAAGGGAGGGCUUGGAAGGACUUCGUCUGUUGUUGUUUUGUAAUGAUCGUGGAUCAGAGAUGGUAGCAGAAGUGGAAACUGUUUGUCACCAGAGCAUUUCUGUUCUGGAUGUCCAGUACCGGUGUAUCGCGAAGGGAAGCAAUCUUCAGAAGAUCGAUGACAUUGUCAACGUCUCUACGCCUUCUCCGCCUCUUUUUCCGGAAAUUCAUGCUCCGGGAUCGGUCUCGACCAAUAUUUUGCGCUCCGAAGGGGAUGCAAGAACAUUGAGCACCAUUUCAGAUGCUGACAUUGAAUCUGCCGGUCUCCCGUUUGUCCCAAGCAUCCGUUCAGGAAGUUUCGCUGACAUUGGGCCUAGGAGAUUCAUGGAAGAUGAACAUAUACAGAUAGAUGAUCUUUCAAUGCAUUUGGGGUCACUCAUGAGAUGUCCUGAGCCAAUUGCAUUUUACGGGGUGUUUGAUGGUCAUGGAGGACCUGAUGCAGCAACAUUUUUAAGGAAGAAUGCAAUGAGGUUCUUCUUUGAAUAUGCGGAUUUCCCCCAGUCAUCUGAGGAGGCUGAUGAUGUUCUCUUAGAAGAAGUUGAAACUUCCAUCCGAAAAGCAUUCCUUCUAGCUGACCUUGCUUUGGCUGAUGACUGUAAUGUUAGCAACUCAUCUGGCACGACAGCACUCACUGCCCUUAUACUUGGCAGGCUUCUGCUAGUCGCUAAUGUUGGGGAUUGCAGGGCAGUCCUUUGCCGGAAAGGAGAAGCAAUUGAGAUGUCUCAAGACCACAGGCCCAUCUAUCCAUCAGAACAUAAGCGUGUUGAGGAGCUGGGUGGGUUUGUUGAUGAUGGGUAUCUCAAUGGUGUACUAUCUGUUAGCAGGGCCUUGGGAGAUUGGGAUAUGAAGUUUCCACGGGGUUCUCCUUCACCUCUCAUUGCAGAGCCAGAGUUCCAGCAGGUGAUCCUUACAGAAGAUGAUGAGUUCCUCAUAAUUGGCUGCGAUGGUAUAUGGGAUGUCAUGUCAAGCCAACAUGCUGUCAGCGUUGUGCGCCGUGGGCUUCGACGACAUGGUGACCCAAAGCAGUGUGCCAGGGAUCUGGUCAUGGAGGCCCUCCGUCUAAACACCUUUGACAACCUUACUGUUAUUGUUGUUUGCAUUUCCUCGCCUGACCAUAAGAGGGAGCUAUCUCCUCAAAGACAAAGGGCAUUGAGGUGCUGCAGUCUUUCGGCUGAGGCACUAUGCAGCCUGAAGAACUUGUUGGAUGGCAAUUGAAGCCAAGUAUAAAUAUCUUCGGGAAAAUCCUCGCGGGAGAGGGUGGAUUCUGUUUUGAGGCUCUCCUUCAAAAAGGAAAAAUGUAGGCAGUAGUUUUUUAUGUGCAGUUAGUUAGGGGUUGGGCAUUGGGCUGUGUUUUAUGACCUUUAGUUGCUACUCGCGGGUUUUUGUAAAUAUUUACUGAGGUUGGACGUGUCGUCAUUGCUAAUUGUCAUUUAUCAUUCAAUUGAAUCCCAACAACCCUUCCGUGUA
Molecule: messenger RNA, 1676 nt
Organism: Macadamia integrifolia
Lineage: Eukaryota; Viridiplantae; Streptophyta; Magnoliopsida; Proteales; Proteaceae
Product: probable protein phosphatase 2C 2
Exons: 4
Coding region: 231-1424 (397 amino acids)
Biological process (GO): protein dephosphorylation
Molecular function (GO): cation binding; protein serine/threonine phosphatase activity
Source: RefSeq, a predicted model, not a curated record